Molecule: messenger RNA, 4695 nt
Organism: Talaromyces atroroseus
Lineage: Eukaryota; Fungi; Ascomycota; Eurotiomycetes; Eurotiales; Trichocomaceae
Exons: 1
Coding region: 1-4695 (1564 amino acids)
Biological process (GO): positive regulation of GTPase activity; negative regulation of TOR signaling; regulation of small GTPase mediated signal transduction
Cellular component (GO): cytoplasm; nucleus; TSC1-TSC2 complex
Molecular function (GO): GTPase activator activity
Source: RefSeq, a predicted model, not a curated record
AUGUCUUCCGAAAAUGAUCCACCUCAAAAACCAGCUGCAUCUUCGUUUGCAGACGUUUUCAAAACUUUAGCAUCAGGUCGCCGAAAAUCCAUCUCGCCGCUCUCUGCUCCCGAAAACACGGCCGACCCGGCAAGUCAUGGUAUUGAUGGACGCAGAGGUUCUCGGAUGACUUUUGGAUUCGAGACAAUGCAACGUGGAAGUGUCUCCACGAAUUCCUUGGAACCCGAUGCUGCUCCGGACUAUGAGACUGCUCUGCGCACUCUCAGAAACCCCGCUCUAGCUGUAGACGAGGUCGAAAUCCUUACUAAACAUGCGACCAGGUUCACCCCAGAACAAAUAAUAACCCUCUGGGAAGCUAGUGCGUACCUCCUGUGUCAGGAUGUGUCCGAGAAUGCCCGACUGCAAACAUCUUUAUUCUUGGAAGCAAUCGUGGAGCGACCGGAUCUCUCAACCGAUUUGAAGAUUCAACUAAGCAAGAGCAUACUGGCAUCAACGCCAGUCGAUGUAGUACCCGCACGGGUUAAUGCAUUGAUUGCAUUGACAGAUAAUGGCAGAAAAUUGGACAGCGCGCAAAUCAAUAUCCUACCAACACUUGCAGUCUGUCUAUUACCGUUGUUCAAAGUCGUUGCCCCGCUGCGCUCGAAAGCGAAGAAGAGCAGAUCUCCGCGUACCAAUGACGUUGAAGAAAUACACUUGGGUAAUCUCUUCGACUUUAUCCUCAAUAUUAUCACGCUUCAGAAUAUCCCUUUAGAGGAAAAAGAUACGGAACUUUUACUUGAAGAAGUCUUCAAGGUUUGCAAGAGGACAACAUCCCCAGGGGACCUCAAGAACUCUUUGUCCAUAGUUGAUGCCAUAAUUUCUUGCGCAGAAAUUCCGGGUGCUAGUUUUGUUCCGUUGUUGGAGGUUUUGUGCAGCAUUCGCGCUUCUGUCAAAUCUCUUUCAGGUCCCACUUCCCGGGUUAUACGCAAUAUAGUCAAAUCCCCCAAGAGGUUAGCCAUGUUUGAUCUGCUAUACUCUUUCUUGGAAGAAGUCCCGGAAGACCAUGGUCGAAAUCUCAACGUAACGCGGGGCGCUGUUGAAACCUUCACUGAUAUGACCCGAGUUUUCGAUAGAGACGGCCUACCAGAGUUGUCAUUUUCGAGAUUGGUCGACUCCCUCCAGGGAGUUGCGGAACGGGGUGGUGACAGAUUAUACGCAAAUAUCCUUGAACUAUGUGCGAGUCUAUUGGAUGGUGACCUUGCAUCCAUCAGCAUAGGAGAACAAGAUUGGACAACAUUCGCGAAUCUGCUAAUCAAUUGCUCUGGUAAUAUCAGUCAAGAAGUUGUUACCAGCCCAGAAUCUCCUGUUCUUUCUCCUUCAAGAAAUAAGCCUCAGGAAGAUCACCUCGCUGCUGAAAUUUCCCGCGUAACGUCGCUAAUAGAGAGCUUGUGGGAGCGAAUGCUCCCUGAGCAGAGGUGGGAAAUCGGGCGCUUCCUGAGAACAACGCACCAUUAUCUUUCUCCAUCCCAAGCGCGUCUUUUGAUAACUUAUCUUAGGACAGAAAGAUAUAUCUUUCCGGGAAAUGAUGACUGGGAACACCAUGCUAAGUGGCUUGUUGACUCGUUUCUCCAAAAACCGGGCAAGUCUUCGGACGUGCGCCUCUUUGCUAUAGAGGCACUCGAGGAGGCUAUUUUUGAAGAUGAAAAUCUAGCAAAGUUUGAACAAGCCGGUAUCGUUAGCCUUUUACUUCAAAAUUUUGCCGAUGAGACAGACACAAUCUACCUAGCAUCGCUUGUUUCAGUGAUGAUUGAGAUCGGGAGUCGAGCGAAUAAUGGUGUUUUUCAUACUAUCGUCGAUACUUUGAGCUCACCGAUGACUUCUGAUUCGCUUGAAGACGAGGAUCCAGCUAUUCUGAGCGGGCAACUAUCACAAUCACGCCGUAGCUCUGCAUCUGGGCUCGAGCCGUCUUUAUCAAAUGUUUGCAUGAUUGGUCUUGUGCGGCUUUUUCUUCGGUUCUUAAAUGUGUCGGCCCAGCGAGCGGCGCUACUAUUCGAAACUCUGAUAUUCAUCAUCAAGACGUCCAGGAAAAGACCAGCCGACGCUGUGCUCACUGUUCUUAAACUUUUGUUUCGGUUACGCUGUGAUUCUUCUGGAGCAGUAAUCGUUGUCACGGACGUGGAAAAUGAUUUUUUGGUGGCUGUGCUAAGUAGAACUCUUGAUAUUGGAGUCAAACAAACUACAAACACAGAAUUAGCCAAUAUUGAGCGGUCCUCAAUAACUAGUGACGAGGGCAUUACUGCAAAUACAGGGAGACUGUCUUUACGGGAGCAAUCCAUUUCUACUGGAGUACAAAAGCCAAUGCCCCGUAUGAGUAGUUCCCAUCUACGCGCAACAACAAAGUCGAUGCCUCCGAGUUGGAUGCAAACUUGCUCAAGUCUUCCCGAGGAACCAUCGCCCACCUCAAGUCCCUUUGUUUAUACUUACAAACCGGCUGCUGCGACCGAGCCUUCAAGUCAAUCAAUAGAAGUAUUGAAAGUCAAUAUUUACCUAGAAACGGUCAUAGAUUUGCUACAGAAACGCGAUACAUCAUGGGACGUUUACAGCUACAUACUUGCUCAUCUAGGACCCCAGCUCAGCAACCGAGACUUCUUCUCUAACGCCGUUCCGCAGAUCCAAAUGCUUCGCAAUAUUCUGUGCGGCCAAAUCAAGAGCGAAAUGUUCCGUGAACCGCCGGCUAUAGCUGGCAUCAAGAAAGCAGACGUAGCUAUGUGUAUUUUUGAUUGUUUGGCAAUGCUCGUUGGGUAUCACCAAUACUUUGCAAAGAGUGAGCAGGAUGAACUGGUCCGCGCGUUCAUGCUUGGAAUCGGAUCUUGGGACGGCACAUCACGAGGAUGUAUCCACGCUCUAUCAGUAUGCUGCCAUGAGAUACCACUUUCAGUGACGAAAUCAUUGAAUGCAAUUCUUGAUAAAAUGGCAAAAGUGAUAACGAUGGCCUAUGUGGCUGUGCAUAUAUUGGAGUUUCUGGCACUUCUUGCUCGACUUCCUGAUGUUUACGUCAACCUGCGAGAAGAAGAGAUUCGUACUGUCUUUGGCAUAUGUAUUCGCUUCAUUCAAACUAGCAGAGAACAUCGCCACAAGGCAAACGAUUUGUCUGCCAGUCGCACUGGUGCAAUUUCCACAAGACUAAGUGGUGGUUUGAGAGAGAUAGCUGCAACGCAGCCUGAUUCCUCUGAAUCAAUUUGGCACGAGGGAAUGUCUAGAUAUGUAUACACGCUGACGUAUCAUGUCCUCGUUUUUUGGUUUCUGUCUCUGAAGCUACAAGACCGCGCAAAACAUGUGAAUUGGAUAACAAACAGGCUUAUUUUCACUAAUGAGCAAGGCCAGGAAGUGGUUGAAGAACAAAGCGAAGUGUUUAUAGACUUGAUGCAACGUGUGACAUACUCGGACUUGGGAGAUACGGUUCCUUUUGAAACAUUUCCUCCAUCCCCGGAGGACGGGCCAGUCAUCUCUAAGUCAUGGAUCGUCGGGAUGAGUAUUGUCACUGUUGAGACUGCUGUUGUUUCUGGUCUGACACAAGUUACGAAGCGGAUGGCAUCUGGCACAACCUAUGUCGAAUACCGCCAACGUACAGCCCCGGUAUUACCUCAUCAGGUACCUCCAACGCCUGAUUCUUUGUCAAGAUCUGACUCAUCCAGCCGUACGGCCAUAUUACCUUCUCAUGUUCUUCUCCAGAUGAUGACCACUGCCUUCCCUACACCUCAGGUCUCACAGCCCAUACCAUUACCUGACGACGCCAUGACUCGUCGGACUAUAAGUCUAUUUGACAGGAACGACAUUGUCGAUGGACAUAAGGUGGGUGUUGUUUUCAUCGACAAGGACCAAACCUCAGAAGCGGAGAUUUUGGCGAAUGCGGUUGGCAGCCCAGAUUACGAGCACUUCUUGAAUGGUCUCGGAACCAAGGUCUCUAUUCGGGAAGCUCAAUUCAAUACCCAAGGUCUUCACAGUGAUAUCGAUGGGGAGUACACAUAUGCCUGGAGAGAUCGUGUGACGGAGAUGGUUUAUCACGUAGCCACCAUGAUGCCUACAAAUCUCGAAAGGGAUCCUAUGUGCGUGGCAAAGAAACGUCAUAUUGGUAACGAUUUCGUCAACAUCAUUUUUAAUCGUUCAAACAAACCGUUUAAUUUUGAGACGAUUCCAUCGCAGUUCAACUCCAUCAACAUUGUCAUAACUCCUGUGUGCCGAAUUGCAGAGUCCGAUUUCGAUCAAAACAUGGAUACUACUGACCGCGACUACGACAAGCUAUUCUAUAUCGUCAGAGUCAUGAGCAAACCUGGCUUGCCUGAGCUCUCGCCCGCCUCAACACCCAAAGUGAUCUCGGGCAAAAGCCUUGCUGCAUACGUACGAAUUCUGGCAAUGAACGCGUCAGUCUUCUCACUGGUGUGGAACCUGGAGGGUGGCGAACAUAUUUCUUCAUGGAGAAACCGACUUCGUGAAAUCAAGCGACUGCGCGGACGGAUGCUUGCACCUCCUGCCGCGCCCUCUGAUGCCACGGAGGGAGGCUUUUUGGGCCAACGCCGCAAUACAAGAGCGAAUGUCCACAUUGAAGAUGAUACACCAACACGAUCUUCGGGGCGUAUGGAUGUGGGAUCCGAAUGGAAUACAGGUUCGGACAACAACAUCUCUCAAGCGCUCGACUUUUCGCGUUGGACCAGAUAG